CGGAAACACCAGAGAGAAACAUCCCGGAACCCGGAAGUAGUGGCGUGCCGUUCCUCGUGGUUUAGGAUGGUGGCUGGGUAACACCUGAGUUUGCUGGAUGUGAAGGCCCGUGAUACUAAGACACAAGGCACGAUGUCUCGCGUAGAAAUGGAGGACGAUUUGUCACUAUCGUCAGAUUCUGAUGAAUCUGUUAUCGCCGACCGUGAGCUCCAGGAGGCAUUUUCGAAAGGUUCUAUAAAGCCAGGCUUAAAUGUUGUGUUGGAGGGGCGACCAAAACCUUUCAACAAUGUGGAUGGAUUGAAGCAGUGCUUAUCCGAAUUCCAACAACACUUGGCCUGGGUUGAAAGGCUAGAUAUUACUUCUCCAUUGACAAAUACUACACAUACAACUUCUAAUCAGACUCUUGACAAAGAUGCUAUAGACCCUGAGGAUGACUUCAAGAGAGAGAUGAGCUUUUACCGUCAGGCCCAGGCAUCCGUUCUAGAAGCCUUGCCUCGGUUACAUCAGCUCAAAAUCCUUACCAGGCGGCCUGAUGACUAUUUUGCAGAAAUGGCAAAAUCUGAUCAGCAAAUGCAGAAGAUCCGGCAAAAGCUGAAGAGUAAGCAGGAGGCAAUGGAGAAAUCUGAAAGGGCCAAACAACUCCGUGCUCUCAGGAAGUACGGCAAAAAGGUGCAAAUUGAGGUGCUUCAGAAGAGGCAGAAAGAGAAGUCCACAAUGUUGAAUGCCAUCAAGAAGUAUCAGAAAGGUCUCUCAGACAAGCUGGAAUUCUUAGAGGGGGAUAAAUCAUCAGCUCCUCUGGGAAAGAAAAAAGAGGGCAGUGGAAGCCAACCAGUCAAGAAAGGACCAAAUGCAAAACGGCGCUACAAGAAUCAGAAAUUUGGCUUUGGUGGGAAAAAGAAAGGGUCAAAAUGGAAUACCCGGGAAAGUCAUGAUGAUGUGUCCAGCUUCCGUGCUAGUAAAGCCCAUUACAAGGGUCCUGGAAAAGGAGGAAAAAAGGGUGCCAAUAAGAGGCCUGGCAAAAAGAUGAGGCAGAAAAUGAAGAAUCGUUCACGAUAAGGAGUGAAAUGAAUGGGCGUUUUUUCUUUUGUGGGAUUAGAAGUCAUCCAGAAUGUCAGCAUAUGGCUAUGAACUGGUGCCACUUUUUAACUUGCUGGCCAAUCAAUGUGCUAUAGAAGCAGCAUCUCAUUCUACCAGACACUGGGUACACCAGUGUUUCUAUAGAAAACAGUAACUACAUGUGUCUUGCUGCCUCAUUUUCAUACUGAUUUGGGUUUUUGAGUCUCCCUUGUUUGAUAAUAGCAAUUAAAUUACAUUUUUGUGUACACUUUUAA
Pogona vitticeps (central bearded dragon) is the source of this 1331-nucleotide messenger RNA. It is a transcript of the gene EBNA1BP2, whose product is annotated as EBNA1 binding protein 2. Gene Ontology annotation, cellular component: nuclear periphery; nucleolus; preribosome, large subunit precursor. Gene Ontology annotation, biological process: ribosomal large subunit biogenesis; rRNA processing. NCBI's taxonomy places the organism in Eukaryota, Metazoa, Chordata, Lepidosauria, Squamata, Agamidae. The record is from RefSeq and is a predicted model, not a curated record.